GCAUGCCCGCCCUCCCGCGCUGCCCGGGGCACGGCCGGGCCGCCCAGCGCCGCCCGCGGGACCGUUAGCUCGGGGGGCGGCGGGGACGGCUCGAGCCAUGGCCCGCGACUGCGCCGCCCGCAGCCUGGACGGCAUCGACCUGGCGGCGCUGCGGGACCCUGCGGGAAUAUUUGAGCUGGUACAGGUUGUUGGAAAUGGGACAUAUGGACAAGUCUAUAAGGGUCGCCAUGUGAAGACUGGGCAGCUAGCAGCAAUCAAAGUGAUGAAUGUUACUGAGAAUGAAGAGGAGGAAAUCAAGCUGGAGAUAAACAUGCUAAAAAAGUACUCCCAUCACCGGAAUAUUGCUACAUAUUAUGGAGCAUUUGUAAAGAAAAGUCCUGCAGGCCAAGAUGAUCAGCUCUGGUUGGUGAUGGAGUACUGUGGUGCGGGCUCUGUCACUGACCUGGUCAAGAAGACAAAAGGGAACUGUUUCAAGGAAGACUGGAUUGCAUACAUCUGCAGAGAGGUUCUCAGGGGCUUGGCACAUCUUCAUGCUCACCAUGUCAUCCAUCGAGACAUUAAAGGACAGAACGUCCUUCUCACAGAAAAUGCAGAAGUAAAACUGGUGGAUUUUGGUGUAAGUGCUCAACUGGACAGGACUAUUGGGAGAAGAAACACGUUUAUUGGCACACCGUACUGGAUGGCGCCUGAGGUCAUUGCUUGCGAGGAGAACCCAGACUCUACAUAUGAUUACAGAAGUGACCUGUGGUCUCUGGGAAUCACAGCUAUUGAAAUGGCCGAAGGAGCUCCUCCCCUGUGUGACAUGCACCCCAUGAGAGCGCUCUUCCUCAUCCCACGGAACCCGCCCCCAAAGUUGAAAUCCAGAAAAUGGUCGAAGAAAUUCCUAAACUUUGUUGAAAGCUGCCUUGUAAAGAAUUAUUUGCAUCGUCCAUCCACGGAGACCUUGCUAAAGCAUUCUUUCAUCCGAGACAUGCAGAAUGAACGGCAAGUGCGCAUCAUGCUGAAAGACCACCUGGACAGGACCAGGAAGAAAAAAGGAGAAAAGGAAGAAACGGACUAUGAUUACAGUGGAAGUGAGGAGGAAGAUGAUGAGAUGAAUGAAGAUGAAGGAGAACCAAGCUCCAUCGUUAACCUCCCAGGGGAGUCAACUCUCCGCCGUGAAUUUCUGAGGCUGCAGCAGGAGAACAAAAACCGUUCUGAUCCUCAUCACCAGCAGCAGCAGCUGAAGGACCAGGAGAAAUACAAGAAGCAGCUGCUGACAGAGCGGCAGAAACGGAUCGAGCAGCAGAAAGAGCAGAGGAGGAGGCUGGAGGAUCAUCAGAGGCGAGAGCAGGAGCUACGAAGGCAGCAGGAGUGUGAGCAGAGGUGGCCAGAGGCUAAGGCUAUUCAGAGGAAAGAAGAGAGGUGUAAAGAAGACAUAUUAGAUGGACAGAGGAAAUUAGAAAAGAAGCAGAAGGUUGAAGAUGUGCAGCACAACAGGAAGGUGCAUCGAACUCUUCCCAAAGAUCAGACACAGCUGCUGUCUCUCCAGCAUGACUACAAGCAGAAGAAGGAGCCUUCCGAGAGCUCAAAUUCAGCAGUGCAUCCUCCAUCAAGCAGCGCAAGCAAAGAGGCCGAGGACCGAAGAAAGCUAAGUGACAGCAUCCAGCCUUCCCUCCAGUGGUCAGCAGUGCUGGGGCAUGAAGCCACGCCACACACCAGGAUGGGCUCCGGCAGCAGCUCUAGCCCUUGCACCCCUGCGCCGCAGAGAGCCGUGUUAGUACAGUGUGAAAAUUUCCGGGCUAGUAAGGAUGUGUACCACAGCAGUUCACUGUCAGAUAUGGUGACGACACCACUCAGCCCUGUACAGGAUGAUGUAUUCUGGAGCAUCAGUCAAAGUGAAGAACAGCCCCCAAAGGUUCCAGAAAGGACAACCUCUAAAUUUUACAGCAGGGACCAGCCUGGCCAUCAGAGAUGUCUUUCAAGUAACACUCAUCAGUCAUCCCCCGGGGGACAUGCUCUGAAGCUAAACAGCAACAGCAGCACUUCUGGCAACAAGGAGUGGGAGAUGGGAUCUCAUCAGAGCAGCUGGUCAACCUCAGGGAAUGCAGGACCAACCAAGGCAGAGAACGCUUUGUCCCAGAACCAUUUGCAGCUGCAGAAGAAGCCUGAAAAGGUUUCUCAUCCAGGCCACGUUGCAAGUCCACCCUCCUUUGCCAAGGUGAAGGACAGCUCUAACUCAUUCUUAAAAGCAGCAGACUAUUCUUCAUCAAGUGAUGAAGUCAGCAGCAGCAGCGAUGAGGAUGACGUGAACCACACGAGGCAACUGCUAAGCAGCAGAGUGGCAGAUUUCUCAAGGACAAGAGUACCAGACGGAAUUGAACUGAAACCCCAAAGCAUCAUUGGAGAACAGAAGGAUCCAAUUUUAGGGAAGCAAAUUUCUAGCACCCAAGAAGGCCUCUGGAGCAUAAACAACCAGAACUAUCUCCUGCCAGACCUCCUUCAGCAAAGCCAGAUUUCAGACUCCUCUGUGAACCCACCAAAAGUGCCACUGACCAGCCAGGAACCUCAGAAGAAACCUCUGAAUAAGACUCCAUGCACUGAAAGCACACCUUCAAAGAGCAGUACAUCCUCUACAACAUCAUUUACUUCAUUCAUAGAUCCUAGACUUCUGCCAAUCACCCCUCCCACCAGUCCAGUAGGACCUUCCUGUAGUUCUCCAUCUAGUGCAAAACCUGAGCCUGUCAGGAGAGAAAAUGCACGGAAGGGCUCCAUUGUCAAUGUCAACCCAACGAAUAUUCGCCCCCAGAGUGACAGUCCAGAAAUCCGUAAAUACAAGAAGAAAUUCAAUUCGGAGGUCCUUUGUGCUGCCUUGUGGGGAGUCAAUUUACUGGUGGGAACAGAGAAUGGAUUAUGGCUGCUGGACAGAAGUGGACAAGGAAGAGUGUAUUCACUGAUUACUAGGAGACGAUUCCAGCAAAUGGAUGUUCUUGAAGGACUUAAUGUGCUAAUUACUAUAUCAGGGAAGAAGAAUAAGCUGAGGGUGUACUACUUAUCAUGGCUGAGAAAUAAAAUUCUGCGCAAUGAUCCAGAGGUGGAGAAGCGGCAAGGCUGGGUGUCUGUGGGUGACCUGGAGGGCUGUGUGCACUACAAAGUCGUAAAAUAUGAGAGAAUCAAAUUCCUUGUAAUUGCUUUGAAAAACUCAGUGGAAGUUUAUGCUUGGGCUCCAAAGCCUUAUCACAAAUUCAUGGCUUUUAAGUCCUUUACCUCACUUCAUCACAAACCACUGUCAGUUGACCUGACCGUUGAAAAUGGACAAAGAUUGAAAGUCAUAUAUGGCUCACUAGUAGGCUUUCAUGCUAUUGAUGUGGACUCUGGAUCUGUGUAUGACCUGUACCUUCCAACACACAUCCAGGGGACUAUUCGCCCACAUGCCAUUAUCAUCCUCCCAAAUACGAGCGGAAUGGAGCUUUUACUCACCUAUGAAGAUGAAGGCAUUUACAUUGAUAUAUACGGGCAUUUCACAAAGGAGACCGUUUUACAGUGGGGAGAAAUGCCAGCAUCAGUAGCUUACCUUCAAUCUAACCAGGUCAUGGGCUGGGGAGAGAAGGCGAUUGAACUACGCUCUGUGGAAACCGGAAAUCUGGAAGGAGUAUUUAUGCACAAGAAAGCACAGAAGCUGAAGUUUUUAUGUGAAAGAAAUGACAAGGUGUUCUUUGCAUCUGUGCAGUCAGGAGGCAGCAGUCAAAUAUAUUUUAUGACUCUUGGUCAAAAUGUGCUAUUCAACUGGUGAAUCACAUCAAAAUGAAGGAUGCUUUGAAACUUCUUGUAGGUAGCAGUGUAAAAUGCUUGGAGGUAACAUACAUUAAUUUGCACUUUUUACCUACAGAAAUUUUGUCAUUAUUAACUUAUCAAAAUAUAUAUUCUUUCUAUUUGGAAAGAAUUCCAUUUUCACGUCAAAGUACUGCAAACACGUUUAGUCUGUCUUCUAAAAUAUGUUGCCAACCAAGACUGUAUUUGCAGUGUUAGGAGAAAUCUUUAAUGAAGAAUGUAGUCAAUAUAAGUACUCUGAAAAGUACAUGGUUUCAUUUUCACAGGUGAUGUAACGAAGUUAGCUUGAACAGAAGUCUUUUUCUUUUUUGGACAGCAACAUCUAUAGUCAAUAUAAAAACACGAUUUGGGUGGCAGAUUGGAAUCUAUACUGAAUUGGGUUUUGCCUUGUUUCACAUUUUAAGUGAGGUCUUACUCUUUCACUAAAACUCCCUUGUCUGGGUCUUACAAUCGGCGAAAGAGCUUCUGGUCCUGAUAAGGCCUAAUGCAGACUGGGACACUUGAGGGGAUCGUAUCCUGUGCUAGUUGUCUAAUGCACUGUAGAGUUGCCAAAGUAGAUACUUCUAGACAUGUGCCCCCAUCUAGUAGAUUUUACAAAUGCAGGGGACAGACUUCGUGUUUCUCUCAGGACUGGAUACCUGAGCCCGUAGACACAGUUACUGUAGAAUGUAUUUGUAAAAAUAGUUUAAAUAGUAGUUUGUCAAAAUCAGGUAUGCAUAAAGUAUUACCGACCUGAACCUGUAACUUUUAUUCAGACACGGGACCCAUACUCGUGUGAAUUGAUUUAAAGGCACUACCCAUGUAUAUAAGGGCACAGGAUCAGGCACCUUCUUUUCUUGCUCUUUCAGCAUCAAGUCUUCAUAUUUUUGUCUGUAAAUAUAAUCUUUCCUAUGGAUGUUAAGGUUAACAAAUGUAUUCUUAAUAUAGUUAAGAAAAUAUCCAAAGAGUUAAUCUAUUAUAAAUAGAAAAUAUAAAUAAUUUCAGGUGCUUUUUUUGCUAAUUACAUCUAAAUAAAGCUGCAUCCAUAGUGUUAUUGGUGCCAGUGAUUCUGCAUAAACUCUGUUCUCAGGGGCUUGUAAGUUGGCCAUAAAACUAUACAGAUAUAAUAUAUAUAUAUUAUAUGUAAUCAUAUAUACUAUGAUUAAAUUGUAGGGUUUAAUGCAAUCCUUAUUUAGCUGAUUUUUGGAUGUGCUUUGAAAAUGUAAAACAUUAAUGUAAUACAAAAGAGCUCAUUCCAGACUUGAUACAGUAUGGAUGAUGCUGUAGGCAAAAGUGAAAUCACUAGCUGCAGUGUUUGAAAAUAAAUAUUUUUUACUUGAAAUAUGUGAUACUGAAAGGUGUAGGGAAAGUCUGUUGGAAUAUCUGGUUCUCUACCCCAAGGAGGAUGAUUCAAAAUUGACUAAGAAGGGGAGAAAUAAAGUUGUUAGAACUGGUAGCUGUUCUGUAUAGUAUGUCAGGUUUAGUUAGUGUUAGCAGUCAUGCUGUGACUGACAGGUGCUCAGAUUGCAACCAUCAGCUCCAAAACUGGCAUCCUUGUAUAUGUCAGUGGAGAAUCAAACUAGGUCCUAAUUACCCUUCCAACCCUUCCCUAUGCUGGCACCUCAACUGUUGCAGGCACAUCAGAGAUUCCAAUGCUGUUGCUGUCUGUGUUCUUUGGCUAUGUGGAGGACUGCACUUUCCAAAGUUAUUAACCUAGCACUUUUCACAAGCAAUAGCUUAUCUCAAAAUGUAUAGUGGUUUUUAUGAAGUAUUUUCCUUUUAAAUAUUUUCACUUACAGAAAAAUAAUCCUGAGGCCAUACUAAAAAAUAUGUGCAGUAGUUAAAGUGGCUCUUCAUGUAUGCAAGUAAUCAGCUUGUGUGCAAACUUAAAAUCUGAAUGGUAUGCUGUGCUUGGGCAGAGCUGUAUGAAAACAGGAGUUCUCUGUCUAUUUGUAGUAAUGUUCCUACCCAUUGUCAGUGCUAGGACUGGGGCAAAUGAGCAAAACAUGGCUUGGCUCCCUGGACUAUUGAGUGUUGGGUUUGUAUUGUUCAACUUUCACAAAAAAAAAACAAAACAAAAACACAAAACUAAAAAAACCCAAACCUGUAACAGAAACA
This is a messenger RNA of Pezoporus flaviventris, 5907 nucleotides long. It is a transcript of the gene NRK, whose product is annotated as Nik related kinase. Bases 98 to 3772 code for a protein of 1224 amino acids. The transcript is spliced from 31 exons. Gene Ontology annotation, molecular function: ATP binding; protein kinase activity. Gene Ontology annotation, biological process: protein phosphorylation. Lineage: Eukaryota; Metazoa; Chordata; Aves; Psittaciformes; Psittacidae. The record is from RefSeq and is a predicted model, not a curated record.